AUGGCGCUACUCAGAGCCGCUCCCGUACUCCAGCUCCGUUCCAUCCUUUCUCGCCACGCCUUCUCUUCGUCAGCAUGCUACUGUCGUUCGCUCCGUUCCUCACAUGCACUCGCGCGCUCGCGCCACUUGGUCAAAACAAGGCAAUCCUCUCCACCUGGGGCAUGUUAUAUUUAUGCCGGCGUUUUUUGUUUGAGGCGCAUGACAUGUUUCUCCUCUCAGGACGUCGGUUAGUCCUCUGCCAAGGAGCAAUGAAGCUGGUACAAGUAGGGCGUUCAUGUCCUCAGCCCUUGCGUCGGAAGCUUCUCAGGAAAAGGCAGGAUCCCAAGCAUACGGAUCCGAGCAGAUUCAGGUAAACUACUGGAGUUUCUGAGUUCAUUUUCCGCGGUUUGGUCUCGGUUGCGACGAUUUUUCAAAUGGAAUUCACGUUGAUCAGACUUCUUUCCUUAUUUCCUUUCUCCAUAAAUAUCCUAAUGUACGAUGUAGACGAUGAAGGAUAUUUCUAGCUAUUACGCAUAUUUGGACGUAUAUUUGAAACUUAUACACUGUAGAUUUUCAUUUAAGCUUCUCUUUUUCUAACGACGAAACAACCGAUAAAUAUUUUCACUUUUUACGAUUCUGAGGCUAAGGUGACUCUUCCAUAUUGAUGUUUGGAUCGCAGAAGUGUCCUUUGAUGUAGAAGAUCGGUGGGUAGUGUUUCUUCAGUGCAAGGGGACAUCAAGUGGUUAUAAGAAAACUUUCAAACAAAUCUGGAAAGGAGUUUUACAAGAAUUAGAGGUGGAUUUCCUCUUCAAUAUGCUUAGUGAACCAUUUCGAAUGAUAUAACUGAAAAGUUUCCUGGUGACAACAAGUUCAUGGGUACUGGUAUGUGUGAAGGCUUUCGCUGAUAAUGGAUACAGUAGCGUCAUGUAAUUAAAUACCCUUUGGAACUAGUCUCAUUCCUGUAAUUUUUCUGACGACUGCCCCUGACAAAACGUCCGACAGUGUAAGGAAGAUACUAUGAGGCCAUACCCGAAAAUCGGUAUACUAACUGGUGCGCAUGUUUUAGGGCUUAUAAACAGUGGCCCAGUUUGAUAUCCCUGUAUAGAGUCUAACCGUCAAAUUUACUUUCCAAAGGACGCCUAUGUUCUUGCGGGUCAGAAUGGCCCUAAAUACUCAAAGGUUACACUCUUAAAAGCUAGUUGUUUCGACAUCAUUUAACAAAUUUCGGUGAUUGGUUAUAGUUUACCUCAUUUAAUUUUAAAUAAAAUUUUCUCUCUUCAAUGGACAAUAUCUUGAAAAUAAAUUUAUAAUCUGACCGGAGACCCAUAUCAAUAUUAGUAAAAAAAAAAAGCUCUCAUCUUCCGGAGGUCAAUAGCUCUCUUCUCUGGACAGCAUGCAAAUAAAAUCAGAAAGCAGUAAUAAUAUUUAUUCAUAUAAUAAAUGCUAAAUUAAACUAAUAUUAAUGCAAACCAUUGGGGAAAAUGAUGGGAGCAGUGGGACUGGUGUUUUUCUAUUUCAUCUAAAGCUACCUGUGCUAAGGGUUUAAUGAUGUUUAACUAGGGCUGAAGGGGAAACUCAAAUUCAGUUGUUAAGAAAUUCAGCUAACAUUAGGUCGGGAUGAGGAAAGACAUUUAUGAAUAUUAUAGGGAGAGAAUGACAUGGUAAUUCCUGCCCGGCCUUCAUAUGUAAGCGCUCCUCUGGAAUUAACAAUUGUCAUGAUUGUGGUACCUUUCAAAGGUCAAUAUAAGACUACUUGAGUGCACUACGUACGAUAUCCAGGUGAUUCCACUCACUUUGGAUACGUUUCGUUUUUCUCUCCUGUUCUUGUGGUCUUCCAUUUUCUCUCCCUUUCAUCUAUUUAAGAAUCAAGUAUAGAUAACAUAAACUAGGCCUUUUCAAUACAAUGAAUAUGUUAUCAAAGAAGUUUAUCAACAAGAAGAAUCUGUGUUGGGAUGUUUAACGGGCCUGGCAGAAUAUGACGAUUUGAGUAAAUUUUUUAACAUUGAAAUUCGGUGUUGCUGCUAGGUUUUUGUAUAGUAUGAAUAUCUCUUUCUGUAUGAUGGGCCGAAUCUACUUCUUGCAUAUUCGGGAAUCUUUCCUGAUUUCAAAAAUAUAAUUGAAUUUUUUUAUUAUUAUAAUGCAUCUCCUGUUUCCAUGUACUUUUGGGGGUUUAAAAGUUGGAUAUUUUCUGAAUCAGAUGUGCUUUUAAUCAUACUAUUUUUUGUUUAACUCCUUGUCUUAACCAUACUUGACUUGAGGAUUGUGCAUUCAAGUUCAUUAUAUGCAAUGAACUCUGGUCCAUGGGGCCAUAAGAAUGCUUUGAAAAUGUCUAUUCAGGACCGUGGUUCUGAUUUGGCCUAGGGUUUCUGUUGUUGUAAACGGAGAUGUCUCUAGUUUCUGUGUUUUGGACUACUAACUGAUAAUGUGAAGAUCCCAAUGCCUUUUAGAGAGGUAUCUGGUAUAUCACUCGAAAUUGGUACCAACAUAAGCCUUUUCAAUGCUUGAUAUGAGCCGCAAUUUGUAAUUCAUCCUUCGAAUUUCUCUUAUAUGUCUACCAAUUUUCCGCUCAUUUUCUUUAUCAUUUACAUUUUGGAGUAUUGUGUUUGGAUAGAAUUGCACCACUCUUUGUGGGAACUAUUUCCUUAAUUACAUGAAAUGAUUCUUCCGAAUCCACCAAAAGAUCGUAGAGCCCAAUAUUAAAGUAAAUUGAAUGCUGUCAUUAGAUUAUAUCCAGGACCAGAGAAUAUAAUUGGAAUUGAAGUAUAGUUGGAAUUCAAAAAGGAAAAAAUGUUUUCGAGGGUGACUGAAAAUUUGCUGUGUGAUAAGACAUUGAGCUACAGCAAUUCUAAAUAUACACUGAGCUAAAGGAUAGAAACUAGAACAAUGUUGUAUUCCCCAAGGGGUCCAAGUUAUACUCUUAUUUUAGAUCGUAUUUUUGGAUAUGUUUUUUGUCCUCAAUUUGACAAUUUUUCCGACUCCUUUGUAUCUCAGGUUCUCGAAGGCUUGGAUCCUGUCAGGAAAAGACCUGGGAUGUACAUUGGCAGUACAGGGCCUCGUGGUUUGCACCAUCUUGUACUCCCCUUCGCCAGUUUAGAUCCCUCUAUAUGCUAGAAUCAAUGUUUCUCACAUACUACUUUUACUCAUUUCUUCAAUUGUUCUCAUGAUGCAUAGGUGUAUGAGAUUUUGGAUAAUGCUAUAGAUGAAGCUCAGGCUGGCUUUGCCACCCGGGUAGAUGUUGCUUUACUUGAGGAUAACUCUGUGAGCGUUACUGAUAAUGGACGUGGGGUAUGUACCUUCUUUUUUCUAGAACUUUUUACGUGUUGACGGAAAAUGGCUGCGAAAAUUCUUAUAAAGGAUUUAGUAUCAUUCAGCAGAUUAUCAUUGAUGUUGUUUACCAAAGAGAACAUUCUAUGUUUUAUACCUGCAUUUUAAGAGGGGCAAUAUUUAUACGAAUCGGGAGUUUCAAUGAAUCAUGAUUUCUCUGAAUUUUCGUAUAUCAGUCACUGGAUGUUCAUAUUUUUCAUAGUUCCUCAUAGGUAUGUGCUUAUAUUUUUACUUUAUAACGGUUAUAUUGGACUACCUUUGCAAUAAAUGUAACAUUAUUUCAUGUUAUUUAUGUUGUGCAGAUUCCCACUGAUAUACAUCCUACUACGAAGAAGUCUUCAUUGGAGACAGUUCUGACGGUACUCUUUCUUUCUAAACAGUGCACUGAUCAUUGUAUACAAGUCUUCUAAUUGACCAGGGAACAAUAGAAUUUCUUCAGUCCUGUCUGAGUCAUACUACAUAACGGAAGCUGCAAACUAUUUAUGUACGAAGGUAUUUUUGGAAGGAUGUGUUUGAAGAGUUUUACGUGGGACCAUUAAAGACUAGAAUUUCCAGCUAAGAUGAAUUCCAAUCUCAAUAUUUUAUUACAGGAGUCGUGUUUUCAAAUGAUUCCAAAAUGAACACCAUAAAAUUAUUAAAGAAACUUGAAUUCUAGAUAUUUUAUAACUCUGUUUUUAGUUUUCUUACAUCUGUUCAAGUUGUUGCCUUGACAAAUGGAUUAUGUUACAAAUUGCUCUAGAAUUCAUGCUCCUGUGUUCUUAUUUUUAUUUAAUAGAAGAUAUUCCAUCUUUACUUUACUUUUUCCUCCACAUGAUUAUGAAAGUACUCUCGUUUGUUCCUUUAUUUUUGUUCUUUUGUUCAAUGAAUCCUAAUGAACUAAAAUACUCAACAUCAUGUGUUUUUUAACAAAUUUAUCUAUUCUGAUACAAUAUUUUUGAACCAUGUAGGUUUUACAUGCAGGAGGCAAAUUUGGUGGUUCCAGUAGUGGCUACAGUGUCUCUGGGGGAUUGCAUGGUGUAGGCUUGUCUGUUGUUAAUGCCUUGUCUGAGGUCCUUGUCUUCAUCUUCUUAUUGAUUUUGGUUCAUUAGUUCGGGUUAUGCUACCAUAUCAGAUGAAUAUUUUUUUUUGAAAGUUAGACUGAAGUGUUUUUUUCGUUGUCAAUAAACAGAGUUUUUUAAUCUCAGCAUUUAUUCAUACGUCGUAUAUGAAUUCAGAUGAUAUCCAAUAUGUCAACCAAAAUGUGUGCACUUUCACGUUCUGUCUCAAAUAGUAUUUGAGUUAUGAGGAAUCAAAAGAGAGCGACUGGGGGUUCCUAGGAAAAUGUUUGAACAAUGAACGGAGGGUUUUUUAUGAAGCUUGGAUAUGUUAUCUUUAAAGAUUAUGCAGUGAAUUAAUCACAUUUUCGCAUGAAUGAAUGCAUAUGGCUAUCGUGUCUCUUUAUUUUCAACAUAGUACGCAUCUGUCCCCUAAAAAGAACCUUGUAUGACUGAAAACCCUCUCUAGAGUUCAUACAGGUGAAAUGCUGUCCAUUUACUACAUAAGGGAAAUUUUACAUAAAAAAUCUUCCGGUAGGUUUUUACAAUUAUCAAAACAUCAGGGAGCAUUUGAUCUGUACGUUGAUUCUGAGGUUUUUUCUUGGAAAGUUCUUAUAUUGAAGGUCGUGCCUAUGACAAGUACGUUUUCCAGUUGUUUUUUAGGUUGUAUGUUGCUCAGUGUGAGAAACUGACUUCUUUUGGAAGUCAGUUAUGCCUUGACUGUAAUGAAUCAUCUACUCAUUCUUGUACACUCUUAGUCAACUUAUGCACAUGGAUCCAGGCGUUAGAGGUCACUGUUUGGCGAGAUGGCAAGGAGUAUCAGCAGAAGUAUUGCCGUGGAAAGCCGCUGACGACUCUGAUGUUCCGUCCACUGCCAGCUGAAUUAAGUGAUCGUCAAGGGACGAGUAUCAGAUUUUGGCCUGACCGAGAAGGUGCCCAUCUCUUCCAUUUUUCUCGUUAAUGUUUGUCAUAUUUACACUAUCUAAUAACGUGCUUUCUUUCUUUUGAUGCUGGUUUACUUGGAAAGGAUGCCAUUUUAAUUAUAUAUAUUUCUCUUCUUUUGCAGUAUUUACCUCUACAAUCAUGUUCGAUUAUAACACUAUAGCCAGUCGUAUUAGGGAAUUAGCUUUUCUGAAUCCAGAGGUACCUUUUCUUAUUCUUAUGUCAAUGCUGAUUUCUCUUGUUUUGUGUUACUGCCAUAUACUUUGCUUUUAAUAAUGUAACCCAUGGUUUGAGGAUGGAAUUAUUUUAGGUGUCAUGCCACUAAUAUGAUAAAAAAGUUAAAUACGAAGUAAAACGAGUAGGGAAAAUGAUAUAAGUACCAUGGAAGAUGGGGAAACGCAAGAAGAUUCUUUUCUUAUUGACCAAGGUGGUUGAUGGGAAGGAAAAAGCAAACUAGAGCAGCAAGUUUUUCCUACUGGAUAAUAUUUAGUUGGCCCACUUGAAGAUUAUUUCCCAUAUCAAUUGCUGUUAGCCAGGUGGAAACAAACAAUAUAGUAGUAUUGAUCAUUGUCAAGCCCUGAGAUCGUGAGCGGAGAAACCCCAAAUCUUUGAUAAGGGUGAAAAAUAACUCAGGAUUUGGUAUUUACACCAGAUCCACAGUACAGUGGUUGAAACGGGCCCGGCCGGAUUGGUUCGACACUAAGCAGUAAAAUUCUGGAUAAGAAAAAUACAAUAAAGAAAGGAAAAUAUUACGACUCAUUCCGACAAUCAUGUUUCGUAUUUAUUGGAAUUGUCUGUUCUCACUAUUAUGACCCAUAGGAUUUCUGAUACGUGUUUGAUUCACUUGUCAAAAUCGGCUCUUAGACGCACAGAUGGCCAAUUGCAGCAUAUCAAUUGUAUUUGAGUAAUUCUUUAUUUGACAGUGCACUAUAUAAUAGAUAUAUUAUUGAAAGUCUUCCACUAGACAUGAUAAUUCCGCAUCUCACGGAUAGAUGGUUUAUGGUUUCCUCAUGCAAAGCACAUUUAUGUUGAAUAUUAGGCUUGAAAAUUCGGAUUCUGUCACUUGUUAGGAGUCUCUUUUGGCUGAUGUCGGAAUAAAAAUUGACUUUCUAGGGGAAUUUAUCUUCCCAACCUCAUGAACUUUUUACCAAUGACCUAAUGGUGAAUGCCAUUCAUCUCCAAUUUCUUUUGCCACCUUGAUUUCUUGUCAACACGAUAGGAUGAUGGAUAUGAAGUUGUUUGAUGUGUUCAGCAAUUUCUCCCUCAAUCAAUGUUUCUCCUGGAAUAAUUCCAAUUAUCGUAUGCCCAAAUUUUAUAGAUGUUUUUGUUCUUGUCUGGGGAUAUGUCACAUAAUUGCUACAAUUUGAAAGCUAGAACAGUACCUAGGAUCCGCUUGUUCUUGCAAAAUGUCAGCAUUUUUCCAUUGCCUGUCUGAAACCAGACUAAAUAACUAAUAAUUGCGUUAGUUUAAUUUUUUUCACCACAUUGCAUACACUCUAGAAUUGCUCAUUGGAAGAAAACGCCAACCACUCCCGUUUCUGAACAAAGUUUCUCUUAGAAUAUUGGGAGGUAACAAGUUGCCUUCUUCUACUCUCCAUAACCAUAUAACCAGUGCCUUAUUGGGAAAAUCCUUUUUAACUGAACCACCUCCUUCUUCCUUUAUUCAUUUGCAGAAUUUGUUCAAAUUGAUUAUAUACACUUUUUGAGCCACUAUUCACUCCACUCCACAAAAAAAAAAGUUGCUUCUUGUGAAAUCAUCUUCCUCCUGUUGCAAGUAAUAUCAGUAAGCUUCCGGAAAUUAAUCAGAAAUUUGAAAUGGACAAACAGUUACUGAAGACUGAAAAUAUUUUUGCCGCUCUCAAUUGUUUCAUUAAUUCAUGGGUUGAUGUUUGACUCCUGAGUCGCCCGUGUUUCGCUUCUAAUUUCUGUGUGAGUAUUUUUUACAAUAUUGCUUGUACUUCAUUUCAACAGUUGACGAUCACCUUAAAGAAAGUUGGCGAGGAAUCAAACAAGACACAAUAUACAGAGUACUGCUAUGCUGGCGGGUUGGUCGAGUAUGUGAGAUGGCUAAAUUCUGAUAAGGUAUCUACUAUUGAUAGUUAAGCUUGUUUUAUAAAUAACAGAUAUGUUGGUAUUCAAAAUGAAAUCUGGGGCGAUUGUUGGACAACUUCGAGCAUUGAUUUAAUUCACCGAUCGAUUCGUAUUAUUUUCCAAUUUCAAUUCUCAAGCGUUAUAGUGUUUUUUUAUUCUUCCUGGAGUUGCAUGAUACCACACCCGGAAUAUGUCAAGUUUGAUUUAUUUUUAGCAGAAAAUGACCUUGUUUGCUAUCGUGCUUAAUAUUGAUAAUAUUUUUAUCUGAUCCAGAAACCAAUUCAUGACACUGUAGCUUUCAGAAAGGAAACGGAUGGCAUCACUGUGGAUGUAGCUCUUCAGUGGUAAGAGUCCUAUCUCAUGGUCAGUAAUAGUAGUCACAUGAAUAUUUGUCGUUUUUCCUUGUGUUCUGUCAGCCUUUAAGUACUGUUAUCAUUUCUUUGUGCGAAAGUAGAAAACUUCCCUGGCAAUAUACUCCACGGUACAUUGAUUUUAUGCACAAGGUGUAAAAUGUGUUUAGAUAGCUUCAUUGCUGAUUGCGAUCUCUGUCAGGUGCUCAGAUGCAUACGCAGAUACAAUGCUCGGAUAUGCUAAUAGCAUACGCACAGUGGAUGGUGGCACACAUAUUGAUGGCAUGAAGGCUUCUUUAACCAGAACAAUCAACAACUUUGGCAAGAAAUCAAAGGUCAUCAAGGUAAACCUCUCAGUGUUCUGUUAUCGUGAUGAUUUUUGUGCAGUUAAAUGUUAGUGAGGAUGAACUCGGCAUGCUGGCUGUCUUGCUUUGAUUCUCAAUGUCACUUCAUGUUAGCAUCUUUCUAUCCUACGUGACUUGCUAGUUUGAAAGGAAAAGGGACCUUGCCCUCGUUCUAUUCUAUCACCUUCCAUCUGCUAGCGGUCUCCUAAAUCUCAUUGACAACACAUACUAGGAACUUAGCCUAAGAUUGUAAAUUCGAGCCCUUCUUCUGCCAAAUAAUCAAUUGAACACAAUCAAUGUCGUUCCCCUGCUUCUUUUAUCUUUUGACAUGUUUAACUCUGGGAUCUGCUAAAAAUGUGAUCGUUUCUCAGGAGAACAUAGCUGAUAUCAUGGCUUCAAGCUAACUUAUCUGCACACUCAAAUAUCUGUAGUGUUUAAUUUCCAUACCGCCUUGAAUGUUCGAAUUACGGUUUAAACCCUUGUAUUCUUCUCACCUCUGGAUUGUUUUUCCACUUAUGAAUAGAUGGAACAAAGCCUGGCCUUGGUUUUGUCAAGUUCGCUCAAAACAUAAUUUUCUCUGAUUCUGUCUCACCUGAAUCCAUUUCCUUUUUUGCAUUUUAUUCUUUCUAUGUCAUUCGAGACAGUGUCCAAGAAAGCCUCGCAUCUAUAGGUCGUUUGUAACACUGUUAAACAGGGUCAUUUUUUGUUGCUUAUCAUAUAUAUGAAAAAGCCAAUAUAUUAGGAAGCAGAAUCUCCAUUGUGAUCAUUGUUCAGAACACUAGCUAUACACCACUAUAUGGUGAAACGUGUAAUCUUUGAAAUAAAAUGUAACUGGAAAUUAGACUAGUAUUACCACUGUUUUCUGAAUUAAAUAUUUAAAUUUAAAUACUUCUUCAUUUUAUUGAUCUUAGUGUUAUUUUGGGUCCAGAUUUCGUCAGUGAAAUGCUUCUCUAUUUCUUCGUUGGUUUUCUACUUAGAUUUUUGUGCCAUGUUAGUGCUUUAUGUUAUCAUUCUUUCCUGUCCACGAAAGUGGGACAAUGUUGAAAGAGAUCCUGGAAGAAGUUCUAUAUUCUGAAAUUUAUAAUUAUCGCAAGCCAGGUAAAGUGAGCAUAUGGUUGUUUUAUGGAUUUAAUUUUCACUUUAAUGUUCAUAAAAUGUUUGCUUUACUGUAAAAAUUAAUAAUUUAUCAGUUCUUUUUCCUUCGUUAAUGUGGGUUGUUCUGUUCCAGGAGAAGGACAUUAGUUUCAGUGGAGAACAUGUACGGGAGGGAUUGACUUGUAUUGUUUCAGUCAAGGUACCAAACCCUGAGUUUGAAGGUCAAACAAAGGUAUGCCUGUUUUUUCAUUUCAAUCGUAAUUUUUAGAUCUCCAUUCCUUCAGUGGGAAGUUACCCUUACAUCUUUUUUAAUAUGUAUAAACCCGUUUUUUAUCUCCUCCUUUGGCAGACAAGAUUGGGAAACCCAGAAGUACGGAAGAUAGUUGAACAGUGCGUCCAGGAGCAGUUUACAGAGUACUUAGAGUUGCAUCCAGAUGCACUAGAUUUGAUUCUCUCUAAGUCUCUUAAUGCUCUAAAGGUACUUUAGUAAAAUUUGGCCAUCUUGUGUAUAGGGUGUGUUCACUUCCGAUACAUAAGAUGUACUAGAUUUGUUUUCUUUCCUUUUUGGGAUUGUUUUUCUGUUAUAUCUUUAGUGAUCAAUCAACUCCAUCUGCUUCUAUCAUUAUCAUAUCAUGUGUAGAUUCUCGACUUCCUAGUGUCCAAUCCAUUGCUAUAUUUUUCCACAUAAGAGUCGAUUGCAUCUAUAGGGUCACCUCGUCAGAUUAGAGUGACUUCCAUGCACAAUAUUUACUUUUUCAGGCAGCUUUGGCAGCAAAAAGGGCCAGAGAAUUGGUAAGAACAAAAAGCGUCCUCAAAUCAUCUUCUCUUCCUGGGAAAUUAGCUGACUGUUCUUCUACCAAUCCUGAAGAAUCUGGUACGUUUUCUUUUCUUUUCCGGAUUCAUUAUUGUAGAUAAUGAGUUUGCACUAGUUACUAUACAAUUUUUCUAUUUUUUUCAUGUGAACCCAUAUGUGUUACACUGUAGAAUCAGUUUUAUAUUUGUAGGAUAACAAACAUAAUGCUGAUGGAUCUUCAGAACUGAUCAAAUUUGUUGUUGGACUUAAAGUUUACAGUGCUGAUUUAGCCUUUGCUCAUGAGUUGAGCGACGUACUAAAUUUUGUAUUUGUGUGAACAAUAUUUAGCCUUCUGUGGGCAGAUAAAACAUUGCUUAGAACUUUUGAAGAUUUCUGCUUAAUUUUUCAGAAGGCUCAAGAUUAAAUAACCCCCAAAUAUUUUUCGGAAGGUCAUAACAACGAAGAGAACAUUAUAGAAGUAACCAUUGUUUAUCGAAGAUUGUAUACUAUGUUCUCGUUCGCGAAUUGGUUGUCGUUGAGUCAUCUGUUUACUAUCUUAUGUGAGAAGGGUGGGCUUUGGCUCUUCAUAUUGUGCCCUUUCUGGUAUUAACCACAUAAGAAAAAAGGUGCCUCAGAAUUUGGGAAAAUCUGGAAGUGGGAAGUAUAGGUUAACAUUCUUUUUUUAUACUUUCGACAUGAGCCGCUAAUAUUAUCCUCUGCAACAUACUGAAUGCCAGCAGAGUAGCAGUUGAGGGUAUACAAUCCUUUAUUUUACUGUGUGUUUUACGGAGAAUACGAUCUUAAAUUGACUGACAUCAAGAUCAAGAUAGGUUUGCUCAAUGGGAACUUGACUGGACUACAGAAAGCCCGUUCUCAUUAAAAUGCGUGCUGUAUAUUGAGAUCAAAGUGAGGGAAGAGGAUGGGAUAGGCCAUCAGAUAGCAAGAGAGCUUGGCUUCCGCAAAAUUUUGAGGGUGACCUGUUGGUUCUGUGGCAUCAUUCCUCAGGCCUGAGAUGAUGAAUAUUUCUGUGACAUGCACAAAAUCGACUGAAAGCUUUUCUUUCUCUGGUUGUGGUUGGGACUGAAAUUGUUGGUUAUAUAGAUGCCACACCAGUUGCAUGAAAAUGGACUCGUCAACCAUUUCAUACUUUGAGAACCAGGGGAGUUCAUUUCUGAAGGACCACCACCAUCCCGUGUUAUGUCAUUACUUCCCUGCCUCCACCAUGUUCCUAUUUCCCUUUCCUACAGCCCACGCUUUACUCAAUACCGCUACUCUUCCUGAGUUUCGUUGUUUGAUCCUGCUAAUGGUUCCUGAUGUUUCUCAUUCCUGUGCAUGGUGCUGCUUUGCGUCUGUACCAAAGAGACGCUACAUCAAUUACUUAUCGCAUGCUGUGUUGUGAUCUGAUUUUUUUAAAAAAUGGCACAUCUUUAAGAUGUAUAUUGACAUGAAAGCCACAAACCACGUAGAUGUAUAUUGUUAAAGUUUUCACAAUUUUUAAAGAAAAUUAAGUGACCCCAAUUCCGAAAUCCUACAAACCGAGGGUUGUCAGGAGCAUUUCACCGUCUGCAAAAAGAUGUCUGCGGGACAGAUGAACACGGUACAGUGCACGCUAUAUCUCGGAGUUUGACACAGAAGCUAUAUAGAUUUGGGUGAUUUCGCAUCCUCAGUUUCCUUCAUUGAUAGACUUGUCAGAUCAUGUUUCUCCACUUGGUUCUGAUAUGGUACUAUAAUGCUAUGGGAAUGGAAGUAGUUAGAUGGAAAUUUUUGGUGCUCAUGUGUGUUGUAUUGCUCGCCCUUCAAUAUCUCACGUUUCAUAAACGUUUCAGAAAUAUUUAUCGUUGAGGGGGACUCUGCUGGUGGUAGCGCAAAGCAAGGCCGUGAUAGGCGAUUUCAGGUGAAACUCCUUGACUUUUGCUCAUGGUUGAACACUUUCAUGCAAUGCAUGUGCCAGAGAUCAGCGAAUUUCCAUUUUUCAUAUUUUUGAUCAUCAUGGCAUCAAAAUGGACAUCAGUUUUUUUUUUUUUUUUUAUCACCGGGAGAUGGAAGGAUUUUGUUAGAUUAGCAAUACUGGAUUCUACUUUUCCUUAUUAGUCUCGUGAUUUCAUUCGUCUAAAAAAUCUUGAGGUUUGAUGAUAAUUUUCACUUUAUAUUCGUACUUUCUUUCGUAUGUUGAUUGAAACCUCAGCCUAUUACGGAGAGAGAGAGAGAGAGGAUGGAGUGUGAGGCAUAGUAACCAGGAAGAAAGGCAGUUUUCUGGUCACAUUCUCUUGAAAUGACCACCAUUCAACUCGAAUUUCUCUGCCCUGCAUUCCGUAGAAGGACAAAAAAGUGUGUCAAUAAUUUCCUAUGAAAUUCCUAAUUAUGAACUAGAAAGCUAAGGCCAAGGUCCCACAAAUUGCUGUCCACAAACAUUUCUUUGGGACGGAGAGAAUACACCAUUACUGCUAUUGCUGCUUUAAUUUAGUUUUUCUUCGUAAGCUUCUAAAUCUCUCUCUCUCUCUCUCUCUCUCUCUCUCUCUCUCUCUCUCUCUCACACACACACACACACACACACACACACACACACACACACACACACCCCUACCUGGAGGAUACCCGGAAUUUCUUAGAUUCCCUUAUUCUUCUGCAGGCUGUUCUUCCAUUGAGGGGUAAAAUCCUCAACAUUGAGAGAAAGGACGAGGCAGCAAUGUACAAGAACGAAGAAAUCCAGAACCUCAUACUCGCCCUUGGGCUCGGAGUGAAGGUUCUGGCAAUAUCCUCCUCUCCUUUCACCCUCAGCCUUAACCCAUUUAUCAUCAGCCUGAUCUUAUGCCUUCUCUCAGGGAGAGGACUUCAAGAAGGAUGCUCUCCGCUACCACAGGAUAAUCAUCCUCACGGACGCUGACGUGGAUGGCGCUCACAUCAGAACCCUCCUGUUGACUUUCUUCUUUAGAUACCAGGUGGGCCCCUCGGGAUUCUCUCCCCCUCUUUCUCAGGCGCCAUCACUGUCUCUGAGAACUGCAGGUUUAACGGUGCUUCUCCCUGCAGAAAGCGCUGUUCGAUGAAGGAUGCAUAUAUGUAGGCGUUCCACCGCUCUACAAGGUACGCGUCGGCACCAUUGCCGAGAUCAGAAAGGCCUCCAUUUCCCAUUAUAGAAAGAGGGUUUCUCAGUUUUUCCGAAGUUUUCAGGUUGAGAGAGGCAAGCAAGCCCACUACUGCUACGAUGAAGCGGAGCUCAAACGCCUCCAGAGCAGCUUCCCCCCCAAUGCGAGCUACAACAUCCAGAGAUUCAAAGGUGAGGAUUUGAGAAGAAAGUAGACCCCGAUCCCCACCCCUGCUCAGUGUUUUUUCCCUCCGGUUGGUGUUUGUGCGGAUAUAUUCUUCCACAGAGUUGAAGUCCUCUCUGUAUUCUUACUCUCAGGCUUGGGGGAGAUGAUGCCUCUGCAAUUAUGGGAAACCACGCUGAACCCGGAGACAAGGCUGCUGAAGCAGUUGGUGGUGGAUGAUGCUGGUGAAUCGAACGUCGUCUUUUCCUCUCUCAUGGGUGCCCGGGUAAACCCCUGACUAGUGGACUCUCAUAUGUGAAUUAAAUCUCUUUAACUAGUUGACUCUCACCAAACCAUCACUUUAACCCAAAACCUUAGACCCUAGAUGAUAAACCUUAAGCAGUCACAUCAUAUGAACCCAAAACCCUACAUCCAAAACUUGAACCCUAAAUUACAUACACUAAGCCUUGAACGUUCAACCCUAGACCCUAGAUGAUGAACCUUAAGCGGUCACAACAUAUGAACUCAAAACCCUACGUCCAAAACUUGAACCCUAAACUUCCUACCGCAAGCCCUGAACCUUAAACAUUAAGCCCUAGAUGAGAAACCUUAACCGGACACAGCAUUAUAUUUUCACGUCGGUUUUUGCAUAUUGAUGGGUAAUCCGUUAGGUGGACGUGAGGAAGGAGCUCAUACAGAAUUCAGCGAGCCUGAUCAAUUUGGAGCAUCUCGACAUCUGA
This is a messenger RNA of Spirodela intermedia, 13937 nucleotides long. The record is from the annotation of a GenBank genome assembly. NCBI's taxonomy places the organism in Eukaryota, Viridiplantae, Streptophyta, Magnoliopsida, Alismatales, Araceae.